Ceraceosorus bombacis is the source of this 1806-nucleotide messenger RNA. The record is from the annotation of a GenBank genome assembly. NCBI's taxonomy places the organism in Eukaryota, Fungi, Basidiomycota, Exobasidiomycetes, Ceraceosorales, Ceraceosoraceae.
AUGAAAGUGUGCAUCGUCGGCUCUGGCUUUUCUGGCCUGAGCACCGCUUCGGUGCUCAAGUACUUUGGUCAUGACGUGACAAUAUACGAAGCGGCCGCUUCAGCCGGCGGAGUCUGGAGCGACUCUCGCAGAUAUCCAGGCUUGACGACCCAGAACACCAAAGAUACAUAUGCGCUUUCCAGCUUGCCGAUGCCGAAGCAUUACCCCGAAUGGCCGACAGGCGAACAGGUAUGCGAAUACCUUCAUGCGUAUGCGGAUCAGCACGAUCUCAAGAGCAGAAUGAGACUAGGAACAAGAGUGGUGGAGACGAGAAGGAUAAAGAGAAGCACGGCCGAGCUGGUGGAUCGUCAAGUAGAAGGUGGACUGGCACCGGUCAAAUGGCAAGUCGUCGAUCAGCACGGACAAGCCGAAGAUUUCGAUCACAUUGUCAUUUGCACUGGUACCUUUGAUCAACCGCACCUUCCCAACUUGAAGGGAAAGGAGGAAUUUGAGGCAAAUGGUGGACAAGUGCUGCACUCGAGCCAAGUCCAUGAUAGCAAGACAUUGAAAGGCAAAAAGGUGGUGUAAGUCCGAGAUGAGACGGCCGGCUUGACCAAGUGCUGCAGUUGCUCAUGCAUUGCGCUGCUUCACAGCGUACUAGGUUACGGCAAGUCAUCACACGAUCUUGCUUACGCGGCUUCGCUGGCUCCAGCAGCCUCAGUCACGCUGGUAGCCAAACGCCUACUGCACAAGCUCCCACGCAAGCUCGGAGGGUUCUUACCAUACAAAUACUUGCUUCUCACGCGACUAGGCGAAGCUUUGUUCCCCUACAUUCGCAUCACGAAUCCCCUCGAAAAGGCUUUGCAUCACGGUCCGCUCAGGUGGUUGAGGGAGGCUAUGCUAGGCAGCAUUUCUUCCCUGGUCCGCUUUCAGCUCGGACUGGACAGCUUGGGACUGGUGCCGCCCACUCCGUUCGAAGAGAUUGCGUGCGCCAAGAUCAGUCUUGCCACUCCUCACUUCUUCAGUAGUGUCAAGCGAGGUGACAUAGACGUCAAGGCGCCUUAUCGCAUCCAGAGACUGGCAAAGGGGACGAUCACUAUCUACCCAAUCAGCUCCGAGAGGAGCUCAAAGGCCGACGAUAGCGAUCCCACGCGUCCCGUUGCGGAUGGCGUCGAGUCCAAAGCGUCCGCUGGAGCCAGCGAGACGACACUCGAUGCCGAUGUGAUCAUUUGCGGUACAGGUUGGGAACAAAAUGCGCCCACCUUUCUGCCGCAAGACGUGCAAGAGAGUCUUUUGGACGACUCCGGAAAUUGGGUCCUCUAUCGUAGAGUCUUGCCAUGUUCUCCGCUAGCGUCAGGCAUCACCUUCAACGGUUUCAGCUCCUCUCUGUUCUGUCCGACAUCCUCAGAAGCAGUGGCGCUUUGGAUCGCAGCGUACUUGUCUCAAGGAAGGAGAAUGUUGCCCUCUUCCAACCUUUCUCGCGAAGCCCAAUUGGACAUCUUGCGCACCAAGGCCGAAUUGGAUCUCGAAUGGCUCGGAAAGAGAUCGGGCGGUCAUCAUGCACGAGGCACAAACGUUGUCCCCUUUUCUCUCCACACCAUCGACGAGCUGUUAGCUGAUGCGGGCGUCGGACUCAGUCUGUGGAACAGGUUGAAAGAAUGGCUCUUACCCAUCAACCCAAGCGCAUACAAAGACCUUGCUCCCAGACUCCGAGAGCGCCUCGAAAGUCUCCAAGCGCCGCAAGGCAAAAAGACUGUGCAAAGCACCUCUGUAUCGCUCUGCCAAAAUAGGGUGCAAUCGCUUAUACCAUGCAUUCAGCGCGGCUGA